UUUAGUUUUUGCAUACUCUUGUUUGGAUUGUUCUUGACUAAUAAUUAAAUGACAGAUUGGCACAUAUAUAAUGAUAAUUCUCAGAUCACAUUCACCAGAAUGUACAUUCAUAGACCAUGUAGAGGAGAUGGAUACUAAACAGAAAAUUUUAACCUGGACAUUAGAGUAUGCUUGUAAAUAUAAAUUCCACAACGUAAUUUCUGCUGUAUCCCAGAAUGCAUCAGACAUUGAGGAUUGGAAUGUUUCAAGGUUAUAUUUAGUAACAAGUGGUUUACACUGCAUUGUGACCUCGGCAGACUAUAACAGUUAUCCUCAAGCCAUUCAGUUCUUAGAAUAUUUAUAUGAGAAUUGUAUAGAAUUCAUCCCAUUCAGAGCAUACUCCAAAUUAGUCACUGGGAUUAAAAUGAUGGUACUACUGAAAAUGUUGGAACUUAACAAAGAGGGUGUUCUUGUUAAACUAAAUGAAUAUUUUCCGAGGUCAGGGGCAGACUACCCAGGUGCUGAUAAAAAGGAAUUAAAACGUCUGUCAUCUGUAUACAGUAACUUCAGAAAGUUUUACUUGCCAUUAGCAGCAGAAGAGAAACUCCGUACUGCCUAUUUUGUAGAGGAAUUUCAUGAGGAAUAUGGACCAGAAUUCCAUGCUGCACUCAAAAGACUCACAGAAAAUUUCCUGUCUAAGAUUGAAAGCUAUCUCCCAGUAACCGUGCUUGAAAGGUUCAUGCAGUGCAGUGAAGAUAAGUGCUACGAACUACACCAAGAUUCAUCAUCGGCAGCUUUUGAAAUUUUCCUUGAUGUUAUACUGACCAAAUCAAAACUUAGUGAAUCUGAUUUGAUUCAUAUGUUGACCAUGCUUGGGACCAUCACAGAAUGUGACAGGGUACAGCCUCUUGAUCAUACUGGCUUACGUACCUCAUCUGAGAGGACUGACAGUAGAAAAUAUAUGGAUGGAAGCAAAUCUUUGUUUUCUUCAAGUUCAAAUUAUGACAAAAACAGUAUUAAAAGAAAAGGAGAAAUGUUAUCGGGGAAAUCAAGUUCCAGUUUGUCCGAUGAUGUGUUUAAUAGUCACUCUGCCUAUGAGAAAAAUACAUUUUUUAAAGCGAAAAAUAGUAAUAGUAGUGUAUAUAAUAGUCAUGAAACAUACAAAUUUAAAAAUAGAUUUGAUCCAAUAGCAGAUCAUAGUAAAAAUUAUUCAAUUGAAGAAAACAAAAAUAGUAAUGGAAUUCAUAUGACUGACGAUCUUACGGACUGUGAGUUAGCUAGAAAUUGUCAAUUAUCGUCGUGUGUACAUAAGCAUGUUAAACAGUUAACAGAACAGAAGUGUGAUAUUUGUAAAGAAAUAGACUUGCCUACUGGCAAAGCAAGUACUCGGGGACAAAAAAUUGUUGAUAUUGAAUUUUUAGGUAUAAAACCAAUACAACAGAGUCCAACUUCUUUAAAAUGGCAUACAAAAUUAACUACAAGGACAAUAAAUAUGAGAUCUAUGAAAAUGCCAACUUUAAGACUGAGGGGAAAACCUACUAAUGAAAAUUUAAAAGGAGAUUUAGAAAGCCAGAAUAUCAAGAAGAAAAAUUCAAAUAUUUUGAAGGACAUUUCUGGUGAGAUAGACAGGCAGACUUUUGUGGCACAGUAUGUGGAUAAUCUUGAACUUCCUCUGGAAAUAGAUAAUCUUGAAUGCAAUGCAAAAGAAAAUAAAUUUAAAAAUGAUCAUUCAGACUCUCAGGAAUCUUCGAACUUUCAACUUACUCAGUCUGUAGUUCAUGAUGUUGGACCUGGUCCAUUUAUACAGGAACCAACUCAGGUGCAGUACAUCUCUAGCAGCAGUGAAGAAAAGACACAGAAUGGUACAGUUAUGGAAACUGCUGAAUCUGAAAACUUUGAGAUUUUUACCUGUCAGUCCACACCCUGUCCAAGAUCUCCAUCUAAUAUCGAUAUUAUUGACAGUAUGUCUGAUGCUAGCUUUGACGAUGAAGUAUUAGUUCCUACCUCGGACCUAGACGAAAUUGAUUUAGAUGAUAUAUAUAACUUUGAUGAGGACAGACUUUCACCUGUGAGUAAAGACCUAGCAGUACCAGAAAUCUCUUCUCACGCCAGACACCCUGACCUUAAACUCUGCAUUAUAAAGCUGUAUAGAAAGAAGGGUCUUGAUGUCAAAGACAAAAGAAAAAAGAAAGUGUUCCAUGUGUAUUCAUAAGACUAGUCAUCAUUUUUGAUACAAACAUUAAAUGAUAACAUAUGUACAUUGGUGUAGGAGAGCAAAUAAGUGCAUAUACAGGCCUAACAUUGUCCAAUCAAGGUACCUGGUAUGUGUACAUAUUCUGAUACAAAAUCUUCUGAAUGGAGAACAAGGAUUGUCACUGACACAAGGUUGACUAUGAAUCAGUGAUUUAUGACUGUUAAGCAUUUGAAGCAACUAUAAACCAGUAAAGCAUAGGAUAAAAUAUUGAUAUAUCAUCAUGUCAUACAUGUUCAAUUUUCAUAUGCACGCGUUACAUCAAUCAUACACAGGCAAAACAAUACAUUUUGUAUGAGAGAGAUUUGACACUGAAGAUUUCAUUCCUACCUCUUGAUAUUAACAUUUUGUUGUUUAUUUUUUACAUCAUUGUUUUCAUUUCAUACACUUUAUUUAUUUUAUUUUAAGUGGAUCUCUAGAUCUACAUCAUACCAGGGCUUUCAAAAUUAUUUUUAGCCAGCCGGACAUUUUAUAUAUUAUCCCGAUUUUAAUCCCUUAAGACUAAAUAAACAAAAGGCAAUUAUGGUUAUCAGUUGCUGAGUCGCCAAUCCAAAUGAUUGACAUUAAGAAAAAAACGAUAUUAAACUUUCUUUGAUUCAAAUUCGAAGUUCUGACGUAAACUGUUAAAUUGGCAGUGCAUCAUUCGAAGUGUGCAACAUCAGCGUACUUAUAAUUAUAUCUGCCUUAGACGCUUUAUUAGUGCAAAUAACGUUGUCAAAAACUUUACUUUCGUUUUUAAAUCUAAUACCGGAUGUUAUUUUGACAAUGGUAAAACAUGGACCAGAGACAGAUACGUAAAUUCCGUGUACAUUUGCAAAGCAUGAAUGAGUGUAAGUAGCUCUUUCUACGUUAUUUCUUUAAGAAAAUAUUCGAAAUAAACGUGAGAUAAAGGUAUCAAUGACAAUUUAAGCAUUUUUUGAAGAAAUACGGAUGCAUAAUUAAAUUUCACACCUGCGCACAUGUGUACUGGUUCAAACAACGUGGUUAAGACGAUUUUUCAUUCACCUUUUUAAUUUUUUCAUCAAAUGAUAUUUGUAAAAGUAUUUCUGAUAAUUUAAAUCUUUCUGACUAAAUUAAUUAGAUGCAAACCGCUGAAAUGUAAGAAAAUAACUUUGAAUAGACCGAUCAAUGUCCGGUUCAAAAUAGUUUACCUGUCACCUGAACAGGUAAAUUUCAGCUGUUCGACAACUAAUUAGCCUUGAUUAAAAUGAGAAGGUAUUAAAGUAGGGGUUGUUUUGAUAGUACUUAAUGAACAUGUCACUUAUAUGACCGGAAAUGUGUGACUGUGAAAGGCAAAAGGUUGGGUCAAAAAGAUCGCGAAUUAUGUUUAAAUGACCGUCUCUUAAGAAAGUAUUGAAAACUAAAAAGUAGAUGACCGUUUCAUGCUUUUCCCAGCCAGACUUUUACCGGACAUUAUACAAAUGUUCGGAAUAUAUGACCGUUUUGGAAGCCUUGCAUCAUACAUAUGAUCUCAUUACAAUACUAAAGUUAGAAUACUGAUUUUGUUCUGCAAACAGAUCUAGUUAGUAAAUAUGUUAUAAUACGUUUCUAUUGAUAAUAUGUCAGCCUCAUUGCACCAGUAAAAAUUACAAUCUAUUUGGCAACAUUUGAUUGAUAAUGACAUGUAUUUGACUAGUUGGAGAUUCUCCUGAUGUAUAACUGCCUUUUUCACUUGCCAAUGCUGUGGGAUAUCAGAUCACAAUCCAUAUAGAAAACAUAGAAUUUGACAUCUCAGAUUUCAAACUGCCAUAGAUCCACUGUCAAGAAGAUAAAUCAUACACCAUAUAUUGUUCCAUUUUCAAAUGUCGGAAAAAAAACCAUCUCAAAAUCACCAAAACUGUAAGAUACAUGUGGAGAACUCCUGUUUUCCUGUGAGGAACCCAUACAGGUUAUCAAUGAUCUUUCAAACUCGAGGGUUUCUCGGCUACAUCUCAUCUCAGAGCUGUCACCCUUUGAUGUGAUUGCUGCAGAGAAACACCCUUUUGUUUGAAAAACCAUCGAUAAUCUAUAAGUUAAUCAGCAUUCCUUUAAUGCUGCAUUGGCAGAAUUCUACCGAAAGUUUUUUGUUGAUCCAAGUGACUAGGGAUUUUCUAAGCUUUUUUCCCUAAAUACUAUUUUUUGUGAUAAAAGAUUGCAUGAAAUGCAACCAAAACCCCUGUGUCACUGCCUUGACAUCUCAUCUUUCCAGGCCUCGUAGAUCUCUACCUUUAAGAGCACAUAGAACAUAGUGCAGUGAGGUGAACAUUCUUUAGAUCCUUUCCUUGUCCAUUUCUAGGAACUUAUUUAUUUACUAAGAAAUUUAAAUAACAAAAUUAUUUGUAUUUGUAUAACCAUACUUGUCAAGAAAACUAUUUUAUUAGAAAAUAACAUAAGUUGAGCAUGGUGUAUGAAUCUUAUCUAAAUCUGUUCCAAAAAAUAAGUUCAACUACAAUUGCAAUAUAUGGACAAAGGAAGAUCACACCAUUUUAAAAUGUUGCCUUCCAAUGCUAAAUACAAUACAAUAUUUAUUUAAGUUCACAAUUAAAAUAUGCCUUUAGAACAAAGAAUUUGAAUGAGGGGAGAGAGGGGGUCUACAAUGCUAUUCGCAUAUCCAACAGCCCUAGUCCAGAACAGGUAGUUGAGCAUCAUAAUUAAGUUACAUGUUUUACCUCAUUGUAUUUCGUAAUUUAAUAUUUAUUUACAUUUAUAUAGUAUUUUAUAUAUUUUAAUCGUGUAUAUUUAUUAUCUAAAUACAUCUAUAACAAAAUGAAAGUACCCGUUUCCAGGAGUAGUGAUAAUGAUCAAUAAAAUUAAAAUUUGA
Mytilus californianus (California mussel) is the source of this 5030-nucleotide messenger RNA. RefSeq lists its product as uncharacterized. Lineage: Eukaryota; Metazoa; Mollusca; Bivalvia; Mytilida; Mytilidae. Gene Ontology annotation, cellular component: shelterin complex. Bases 71 to 2191 code for a protein of 706 amino acids. The record is from RefSeq and is a predicted model, not a curated record. Gene Ontology annotation, biological process: regulation of telomere maintenance via telomere lengthening; telomere capping. Gene Ontology annotation, molecular function: telomeric repeat DNA binding. The transcript is spliced from 11 exons.